Messenger RNA from Procambarus clarkii (red swamp crayfish), 4917 nucleotides. It is a transcript of the gene frtz, whose product is annotated as WD repeat-containing and planar cell polarity effector protein fritz. Lineage: Eukaryota; Metazoa; Arthropoda; Malacostraca; Decapoda; Cambaridae. Gene Ontology annotation, biological process: establishment of protein localization; nervous system development; cilium organization. The record is from RefSeq and is a predicted model, not a curated record. Gene Ontology annotation, molecular function: protein binding. Gene Ontology annotation, cellular component: axonemal basal plate.
UUCGCUACUUUUAGCAAUUUGAAUCUGGCAACCCUGACUUCAACUCUCACUCAGUCCAAAACAACACUGCGUCAGGUGUGGAGGCGUCAGGUGUGACACACGUGAGAAGAACACUGCCAUAUAUGCCCUCGGCAGGAGUCUUUGACUAAGUCUUCUCGUAGUUAAGUGAAGAUGGAGGAGAAAACAAUGUUGUGCGGAUAUUACAUGAGGUGAGAGACCCUCACAGGAUAUACACUCUGCCGGAGGUGAGAGACUCUCACAGGGUACACACUCGGCCGGAGGUGAGAGACCCCUCAUAGGCUACACACUCGGCCGGAGGUGAGAGACCCCUCAUAGGCUACACACUUGGCCGGAGGUGAGAGGCCCUCAUAGGCUACACACUCGGCCGGAGAUGAAGGCAAUAUUUGCACAAGGCUCUACAUGAGGACUAUAUCCUGACAAGGCCGUCCUUAAAAUGGUCACUAUUUUAGGAGAUGUCCAUUUUUGGACUCUCCGUGAUGACGUGAUUGUUAAAGAUGCAGAUUUUGGGGUUUAUAGAUAUCAAGAUAAAAACAAUGUGAGUAAGGAGCGUGUGUACUAUGAAGAUAAAAGGCAGUACCUUGAAGCCCGAGGUGGGGUGAUGACUCCAAAGAACAGUCGUCCUGCUAAAUUAAGAGACUCGCUUAAGGAGUUUGAAGAGCUGGUGUCAAGAGAGAGAGUAGUUUGGGAAGGCUGGCAGUCACAUGUGUUAUAUCAGAUAAUAUUUGCUUCAGGAAUAAUUGUACUGAUGACUGUCAAUCCAAGCACAGGGGAUCUGACCAGAAUUAUGUUUGACAAGUUUUUGGUGGGAAAGCUUCUGUCUGAACAUCUUGCCAAUGUUGUUAUGACAAAGCACCACAUGCUGUUUUCCUACAAUGAAUGUCGAUUGUCAGUGGUGCACUUAACACGUUCUCCACCAGAGGGACAUGUAUUGGAGAGAUUAUCUACUAUGGAUCCUAAAAUACAUACGUGUGAAGUUGCUGGACCAUCAGGUCGUCGCUUUGAAAGAAUGCUAUCUGCAAAUCUUUCUGGUGAUAUGGUGGUGGUAUGGUGGAAGACCAGUGAGGAUGAGGUGUAUCCUUGGAGUCCAUUAGCCAAGGACCGUGACCGUGCAAACAUUCUUGUGUAUGCCCUGUAUGGAACUACUCUUGAUUUGGUGUGUUACUGCCGCACAGAAAUGGCACCUCUCAGUGUAUCUUUCAGCAGAGUACAGCCAAAUGUCCUGCUGACUGUGGAACAAGGCUUUGGAAAGAAGGGAGGUGUGACGGUGCUCAGCUGUGUGUAUGAGGUAGAGAGAGGUGCAUUACAUCGUGUAACAGUUACAACAAUCCCCUUGGAGGCUCCUUUAAUGGCACACUCUCACAACCCAGCUGAGGAUCGUUUACUACUGGCGUGUAACAAUGGAGUCUUGGCACUACACUGUGAUUCUCGUGGUAUGACACAUGUAACAAAAGCAGGGCUGAUCCCCUCUAAUAUUGCUUGGUUGGACUCUGGAAACAUAGUAAUUGUGAGUAAUGAGCGAGGACAGAUUCAGUGUUUUGAUCUUGCAUUGUCUCUCAUUAGAAUGCAGUUGGUUAUGGAAGAUCCAAAUCCUCAGAGAAUUUUGGACUUUUCUGAGCACUUUUGUCAUCAACAAUCCCUGUUAAAGCUUUCCUGGGCCCCAACUAGAAAACUUGAAGAUUCUCAGAUAAAGAAUAAUCCUCACUUACUUUUGCUCCAUUAUAUCCGAGGUCCUAUAGCUUGUCUGCGUGUUGAUGUCAGUGUUAUGAGCAGAGAUGAACUGACAGCUUUGGGUCUAGUGGCCCAGUACAUCAAACAUCGUCAACUGGAUGAAGCUGUGAACUUGCUGGUGUCUCUCAAUUGGGAUCAAGAAGGGCCAAUGGCCAUGCAGUGUUUAACAGCCAUUGCCAACCAUCUUUUACGGUUACCAGUCACUCCCCAAAGGGAAACUCAAUUAGAAGGUGCACUAGGAAGCUUUCAUGUUCCAGUACAACCUCUCAGUCAGGCUGUAGAGGAGGAAUUUGGACCAGCUGUAAGGGCACUUACUCGUAGAUUCUUCUUUCGUGUGCUUAGAUGUGGUAGGCUAGAAAAGGCAUUUCGUUUAGCUCUUGAUUUGAAAGACUAUGACUGUUUUAUGGCAGUCCACUCUGUUGCUAAACGCAGGGGUGACAAUCAAAUAGCCACAACAGCACUGGAAAAUGCACGGGACCUAGAAUCAUCAUGUAGUUCUAGUGCUUCAUGCAGCUCGGUGCUCUAUGGAGAGUCAGGUGCUAGCUCGGGAUCCGAGUCUUGCAGCGAGUCUUGCUCCACUUGUUUCUCUGACAGCGGAUCAGCCAGUGGCUCAGAGUGUGGUGAUCACAGAAGACGAGGAGAGGACUGUGGUAAUGGUAGACUGGAGGUUAUUGCCGAGUCCAAAACUCCACAAGAGCUUCAUCAGCCUUCACAGUUGGUCUCGGGAGUUAAAUGUUUGUCAUUUAGUGACACCCGAGCCCACAGUGGUGCUAUAGCAACAGCCACAUCGGUGGACUAUUCUACUUCAUCACAGACCCAUGCCACAGCUAUCACAUCUCAAGAUGGCACUGUCACAAUCAACAUUCGACAGCCAGAUCGCACUCCCAAAAGAGCAGCUGGUCAUUCAGUUGGCCCAUUUGCAGCAAGAUCUAGUACCCCGGCAGCCAUGACUCCUCGAGGAAGCAACACAAGGCCGCUGAAGACAGUGAGGGAGGUGUUCUAUUCAUCAGACCCAAAUGAAGAGUUUGUUGAUUCUGAGACGGUUUCAGUGUAUGUCGAUAAGGAUGAAUUACAAAAUCAAUAUGACCGUGCUGUAUAUCAUGGUUUUGGAAGAAACUUCUUUGAACCAAGAGGUGUCAACCGAAGAAGAAGAUGGGGGGACAGUGAAAGUGGUUCACUUCGGGGUUGUAUGAGGAAGAAUUGAUUCUUGUGUUACCAGUACAAACCGAAUGUCUGUCUUGAAAGCCUUUUAAUUAACAGCAUUGCAAGUCCUUCAUUACUGCAUGACAAUGAUUGAUACUCCAUUGUUUUGUUAUUGAGCUAAAAUAUAUAUUAUAUAUAUAUACAUAUAUAUAUAUAUAUAUAUAUAUACCAUGGUAGUAAGCAAGCCUAAUUUAAAUACUGUAUAACGGAUAAUUGCAUAUUUGGACUGCAGACUGAUUUCACCAUUUUUGGGAUGGAUUAAUAUGUUGUAGUCAUAGUCCAAUGGCCUCUCCUUGUUGCAUGAUUACCAAGAGAUUUUUUAUCAUUAACUUCUCAAUCGAUUGCUGGACUCUUCUUACCUCUUGAUGGUGAGAUAGCUAUAUCAUCUCUGUUGGAUUUUGAAAUUUAACUGUUUUGCAAGAGUCCUGUAUAGUUUUGCUUUCUUAGAUAGGCUGUUAUUUAGCCAACCUAAUAAUAGUGAUUCCUGUAUGUCAUUUGUAAUUGUUUACUGGCAGCUUUAUUCUUUAACCCUGCACUGCACAUCUGUGUUUGGCAAAAACUUCAUAGUGCAAUUGUUAAGGACAUAUUUUUGUUGCUUUUAUAAAUGGUCAGGUAAAGGUAAUGUCAAAAUGUUUCCAAACUCAACUAUUUUAAUUUCAAAACACCGAGUGAUGAUGAAAACAUUAAAAUAUAGCCCAAGUAAAAAAAAAAUGCACAACUCUCAAAAUGACAUUUGUUGUUUGGUGCAGUGCAGUGGUUAAUGUAGACCUAGUGAAAUUGGAACUUAUUUACAAGAGGGUACUUCAACAUUUUACAGGAAUUGCAUAACUAUCUGCAAGUGGAAUGCGUUUUAGUAUAAGUUUGUUUAAUAAAAAAAAAAAAAAAAAAACUGUACAGGAAUUCAAACCUGCAAAAUAAAAGGCUGUCUGUCAACUAGGCCAGGAUGCUCACAAUGAGAGUCUCAGAAAUUAGCUAACUGCUGCUUUAUCUGAAAUUUUAAAUCCUUUGGCAUCCCUUUCAUCCAUGUUAUACAAAAUGUAAUCAACAAUAUCAUGGGUAAUAACAUUUAAUUCACUUGGAUCAUCAGGAGGGGUGCCGAGGUUUCAGAUUGUGGAUAAAGGGCAAGGCCUGAGAACCUAAUGGGUUAGCAUUUUCCAGACAAUGUUAGUGAGAUGGACAUAGAUAGCCCACUACAAUAUUUGUUUUGGAGCUGGCUAUCGGCAAAAUGUUUUCAAGAAUUCGGUUUUCUGUAGUAUAGGCAAUUUCAUUAUAAAUAUACCAGAUAUUUGUUAGCUUGGCCUUGAAAAGAUAUCUCUGGAUAUCUUUGAGCAGAUGGGAGUCAAACCAACCUAGGCAAUGCCAGGUAUUUCCCCCCCUGACAAGUGAUAUAUAUAUAUUUAUAUAUGCAACAAUGAUCAAGGUUUUACUGAACAAGAAACUCCAAUAAAUUCAAUUGCUUGAUUUUUCAACUCUAAUAAGAAUUUGGGUUACUGCAAUUUUUUGCUGAACAAGAGAUCUGAAUAAUUUCAAUUUUUUCCAUUUUUGGACAUUUCCAAUGAAAAAAGUUGGCUAACUAAUAGGGGGCAUAGACAAUUUUUUUUUUUUAAUAAAUGGUGUACAUAUCCUGGUCUGAAUAUUUUAAGUUACUGUACUCCUGUGUCCUCUUCUAAGAAUAUUGUACUUGGGCAAAAAAAAAAAAAAUAGGCCUCUAUUAAACUCUGCAAAUAUAUCAUUACAAAGUUGUAAUAUAUUAGACAAAUGUAUUCCUUUCUUCAAAAGAUAAUUGUAAACACUGCUGAGAGUAUCCCAUUACAAGCAUGAAAAUUAAUGGUUUAGGUAAAGACUUGUCCAGAUGGUAGUACAUAAUUAAUAAGAUGUUCAGUUUGCCUUAUUGUUAUAAGUGUUGAUACUUUUAUAUUUUUAUAGAUUUGUUACAUUUAUAUAUAAAAUAUCUGCUGUAUAUAA